AUGAUGAAAAUGCUCGUAAUAUUUUUAGGAUCUUGUUGCGUGUUUGGAUUUAUCAUAAAUUUGAUUGUGGUUUUACCAGUGAUAAAAUUGGCAAUUACGUCAACCAAAAGCCCUGUCUACAUAAUUGCAUCUGUUAAUAUCAUCACCGAUAAUUUCAAUAUUUUAUUAAUCGCAAUUUCUUUGAUUCUCGGACUUUUGAAUGAUGUAAAACAGUAA
Caenorhabditis angaria is the source of this 216-nucleotide messenger RNA. NCBI's taxonomy places the organism in Eukaryota, Metazoa, Nematoda, Chromadorea, Rhabditida, Rhabditidae. The record is from the annotation of a GenBank genome assembly.